AGCACAUAUGGAUCUAAUGUUCAGGUGUCCAUAUACUUCUGGCCAUGAGGUGUAUAUUCUUAAUAAAGUUUUUUUCUCCGAUCCAGAGGGUGUGAAGCUGGUGGAUGGUGGAAGUCAGUGUGCUGGUAGAGUAGAGGUUUUCUAUAAAGUACAGUGGGGAACAGUGUGUGAUGAUAGCUGGAAUAUGAAAGCUGCUACAGUGGUGUGUGAAGAGCUGGGCUGUAGCGAGGCCAUACAUGCACCGGGUAAUGCACACUUUGGAGAGGGAACCGGACCAGUCUGGAUGGUUGUUGGAGACUGUAGUGGGUCAGAGUCUUCACUAAAGAAUUGUUUAUCAGGAGAAUGGGGUGAAGAUUACUGUAGCCAUGACCACGAUGCUGGGGUUAUCUGCUCAGGUAAACUAUACUCUACUUUAUUGUAACAGUUAACUAUUUGAUGCCUGUAGUUCACAACUACUAAUUCCAUCACUGUUCAUUUUUAGUAUGUGCUGACAUUUUUUUUUUUUUUUUUUUGGAAUUCAAGUAUUCCUUAGGGGUGUACAUCUAUUCAUACAUUGUCUAAUUUCUCCCAUGGUAUCAUUUUAGGAGUCAGGCUUAUUGGUGGUUCUCAUUGCUCUGGGAGAGUAGAGGUGCUUCAUGGGAUGAACUGGGCCACAGUGUGUGGUGCUGACUUUGGCCAGCAAGAUGCAGAGGUUGUGUGUCGGGAGCUGGGCUGUGGGUCUCCUGUAGAGGUGCUGGGGUCAGAUGCUUUUGGAAGAGGUGAUGGCCAGGUGUGGCAAAAGAAGCUUCAGUGCGGAGGCACAGAGUCUCAGAUUCGUUUUUGUCCAACAUCUUCGCUCGAACUCAACUGCUCCCAUUCCAAUGAUGUUGGACUGGUGUGUGCUGCUGGUGUGAGGCUGGUGGAUGGUGGCAGCCGGUGUGCAGGAAGAGUGGAGGUCUUGCAUAGAGGACUCUGGGGAACAGUGUGUGAUGAUAACUGGAAUAUGAGAGCUGCUGCAGUGGUUUGUAGAGAAUUAGGCUGUGGGGAAGCUGAGGACACACUUGUUAAUGCUCACUUUGGCCCAGGAUCAGGGCCAAUCUGGAUGGAUGUGUACUGUACAGGAUCAGAGUCUACCCUGAAGAAUUGUGGGUCAAGUAGGUGGGGUGGACAUAACUGUCAUCAUGAUCGAGAUCCUGCAGUCAUUUGUUCAAGUCACAAAAAACCCAGACUUACAGAUGGCCCUCAUGAGUGUUCUGGGAGAGUAGAGGUGCUUCAUGGAAAGACGUGGGCAACAGUGUGUGACGCUGAAUUUGACCAGCAGGAUGCAGAGGUUGUGUGUCGGGAGUUGGGCUGUGGACUUCCUGUGGAGGUGUUGAGGGCAUCUGCUUUUGGCAAAGGGAAGAGCCAGGUGUGGAUAAAGGAGCUUCAAUGCAGAGGCAACGAAUCACAGAUUUAUUUCUGUCAAGGAUCAUUUACACUCGAACACAACUGCUCCCAUGAAAAUGAUGUGGGAUUAAUAUGUUCUGGUUAAGUAUCAAGUUGUAACAUCUAUUCAGAUAAAGGCUGCAUACAUGUCAGUGCCUAAUGAAUGAUUGAUUUGUAAAUUUAAGUGACUCUACUACAUUUUCUCCUUCAAUAAUCUCUAAGGUGUUUGUCCAGGUCAUACAGAUGCACGGCUGGUGAACAGCUUAGACUCCUGUUCUGGUCGAGUUGAGCUCAAAUACCUCAGCGACUGGGGGACCGUUUGUGCUGUAAACUGGAAUAUGAGAGCUGCCAAUGUCCUCUGUGGACAGCUGAACUGUGGAAGUGCUGUGGCUGUGUUGGAAUCUGACUGGUUUGGGGCAGGAAAUGGCCAGAUCUGGGCUGACAUGUUUAAUUGUCAGGGGAAUGAGACACACCUGUCACAGUGUCCAAUUUCAUCAUGGAAUCGAGUUGCUUGCUCUCAUAAACAAGAUGCUGGAGUCAUUUGUAAUGGUGAGCUAAUGUUAAGUUAAUUUUUUUUUUUUUAUUAUCUUUGCAUAUUAUACACUUUAGGAACACCAUGCAAUUAUCCAGCCGAUCAUGUGUCAGCAGCUCAAUUCAUAAAAUCAUGCAAAUACAAGUCAAGAGCUUCAGUUAAUGUUCACAUCAACAUCACAGUGGAGGGAAAUGUGAUCUCAGUGACUUUGAUCAUAACAUGGUUGCUGGUGCCAGAUCUGGUUUGAAUAUUUCAGGAACUGCAGACCCACUGGGAUUUUCAUGCACGGUUAAAGAUUGGAAAAAACUGUCCCCCCCCCAACAGUUUUGGUGAGCCCACUCUAGCCUCAGAUUCCUGUGAUUAGCUGACACAGGUGAAACCUGAUGUGGUCUUCUGCUGUUGUAGCCCAUCUGCCAUUAGGUUUGACAUUUUACAUCCUGAGAUGCUUUUCUGCUCACCACAGCUGUAAAGAGUUGUUAUUGGAAUUACUGUAGACU
Messenger RNA from Ictalurus furcatus (blue catfish), 2433 nucleotides. RefSeq names its product deleted in malignant brain tumors 1 protein. The transcript is spliced from 3 exons. The coding region runs from base 641 to 1510 and encodes 289 amino acids. The record is from RefSeq and is a predicted model, not a curated record. Gene Ontology annotation, cellular component: membrane. NCBI's taxonomy places the organism in Eukaryota, Metazoa, Chordata, Actinopteri, Siluriformes, Ictaluridae.